Messenger RNA from Erythranthe guttata (spotted monkey flower), 1514 nucleotides. RefSeq names its product growth-regulating factor 2. The record is from RefSeq and is a predicted model, not a curated record. Gene Ontology annotation, molecular function: ATP binding. Gene Ontology annotation, biological process: regulation of DNA-templated transcription; developmental process; DNA-templated transcription. Gene Ontology annotation, cellular component: nucleus. Lineage: Eukaryota; Viridiplantae; Streptophyta; Magnoliopsida; Lamiales; Phrymaceae.
GUAAUUACCAAAAUGCCAUCCAAACUCCCUCAAAGUUUUAUUCCUCUCCUUUUGCACACAUACAAUACAAUACACGAGAGUAAGCUGUAAGCAGUACUACCAUUGAAAUCCGCCAUUAAAGAAGAAAAUUUCUUUACGAGUAUUUUUGUUCUUUUUUUGAUUUUGUUUUCUAAUUUUGGAUAUGGGUCGGUGAAUAUUUUAUCCCCUGUUUCUUCAAAAAGCUGGUUUUUCUAUUCCAGGAUUUUUUAUUUAAAAAAAAAUAGCAAUAUGGAAAAAGGAUGUAAUACAAGUUGUUGUAGCAUCAGCAGUAGUGGGUUUAGCGUUUCAGAUAAGAAAUCAUCACCAAACAGUUUAUUCGUCACUAAUUCCACCAAGAUUUGCAUGUCGGCUGGUACUCACGGCGGCGGCGCUGGUGAAAAUAUUGCCCGCAGUAAAAACCCUUUUGGCGCUUAUACCCCUUUUGCUCACUCCACCAUCCCCUCAUACAACAAGUACCCUGCAGGUGGUGGUUCAAGUAUGGAGGAGGGGUAUCAUCCAUUCACAAGUGUGCAAUGGAAAGAACUGGAAAGACAAGCCAUGAUAUACAAGUACAUGAUUUCAUCCGUACCCGUCCCUCUCGAUCUUCUCUUCCCGCCUCCUAUUAUUGUUAAUUCAUCACCACCACCACCACCUAGUAGUUAUUCGAAAACCGGAGAUCUGGAGCCCGGCCGGUGCAAGAGAACCGACGGCAAGAAGUGGCGGUGCUCCAGAGAUGUGGCCCCCACUCAAAAGUACUGCGACCGCCACCUCCACCGCGGCCGCCCCCGUUCAAGAAAGCCUGUGGAAACCACUUCUACUACUACUACUCUACCCCAUAAACAUAAUAAUAAUAAUAUUAUUCUUAAUCCCCACAAGAAAAUACGCACAACUCAUCAUCAGAUUGUUUCUGCAAAUCCAAAUGCAAAUGAACCCCUUUUGUUCUUCAACCCUCCUAAAUCCGAUCUCACUAAUAGGGGUCUGGUGUUAAACGACGUCGUUGCGGAAGGAAAAGAGGGGUUUUCUGAUUACAGACCUAUCUUCCAUGAAGAUUAUUCUCGUGCGUUCUGUAAUCAGAAUUUCAGCCCACCUGAAAUUGAAGUGCCGAAUAAUGGAUUCAUCGAUGCCUGGUCUUCAAUUGAUGAUUACAAUCUGAAUAGCAGCAGCAACGGCGGCGGCGGCGGAGAUCUGUCGUCGCCGACUUCGCUGAAUCUGUCGAUCGGAAGUAGGGUAAAGGAGUCGGUAUGGUUCGCAGGUGGGGGCCCACUCGGAGAGGCGCUUUCGUCGCCGGCGGCGACCACUGUUUCUUCGCCGUCGGGUGUUCUUCAGAGGACGAUGUUUUCGCACUCCGAUGGCGGCAGUGUUUGCAAUAGCCCUACUGCUUUUGCUGCAGAUGCUCCACUCUACUGGCUCAAUUAGAUCUCCCUUUCAUUUUCAUUUAUUUUAUUAUUAUUAUUAUUAAUUUAAAUAUCGGUUUUUUUAAAUUUCAUUUCUGGGGA